Molecule: messenger RNA, 1207 nt
Organism: Zerene cesonia (dogface butterfly)
Lineage: Eukaryota; Metazoa; Arthropoda; Insecta; Lepidoptera; Pieridae
Product: MIT domain-containing protein 1-like
Exons: 4
Coding region: 202-930 (242 amino acids)
Biological process (GO): midbody abscission
Cellular component (GO): midbody
Source: RefSeq, a predicted model, not a curated record
UAACAUAAGUUAUCAAUUAUAUGUUCUCAGAUUUUUUUAUUUUUUAUAAACUUACAAUAAUAAUAUUAUUAUAUAUUGUUGGUUCCUAUAAGACUAUUUUUUAUGCAUAUGCUAUGCAUAUUGUACUAUAAUCAUAUUAGCUUAGUUUACCACUAAUGAAAUCUGUACUUGUUCAAAUAAAUAUUUUAAUUUCAUACAAAAAUGAAUAUAGAAAGUGCAGCUGUAAAUAUUUUGAAGCGUGGUGUAGAGCUUGAUACCAAGCAACGUUAUACAGAAGCACUCGUUUGUUAUCAAGAGGGCCUUCAAAUAUUAGUGGACAAAAUCAAAGGUGAAAUAGAUGAAAACUCAAGGAAUUAUUUAAGAAAAAAGGUAGAAGAAUAUAUGAACAGAGCAGAAGCCAUAAAGAAGUUAGUGUUAAAACAAAAAGAACAGGGACAGUUCCAUGAACAGGUUCACAUUGAAAAUGACUCCACCGGCCAUAGUUAUAAGGCCUUAUUCGGAAGAUUCUUGGAUGAAGAAGUACAGUAUGUUAUUGUAGAAGAUCCUUACAUAAGAAGCUUUCAUCAGUGUCAAAAUUUCUUAAGGCUAUGUGAGUUAUUGGUAAAGUCAUGUAGAAACCUCACACACAUAGAGCUACUUACUACAAAAGACAAUAAAACAGAAAGAGACCAAAGAGAAUGGUUGUCAUAUUUGCGCAGUGAUUUAUUAAAAUAUAAAGUACAACUAGUUGUAAAAUAUUCUGAAACACUUCAUGAUAGACAAAUAAUACUUAGCUCCGGAUGGGUGAUUAAAAUUGGUCGUGGUUUAGACUUCUUUAAAGCAACAGACAACAAAUUUUGUCUGGGCAUGCAUGAUUUGGAUCUGAGGCAGUGUCACGAAACAACAGUUGAUAUUGUGCACUCUAAGAAUAUAAAACAAUCUUACGGGUGACAAUUCAGGUUUAAAAUUAGUAUAUACUAUGAUAUAUUAUGAUCUAAAUGUGUUUGCACUAUUGUUUUCUUGAUAAUCUAUUUGUCAAAGAAAUGUUUAAAUUAUGAUUUUUGUUUCAAGUUUUCCUUUCAACACUUUUGCUAUCAAACAUUGUCUGUCUGUCUCUCAUGGUUUUAAAAUAAAAAGGAAUUGCCAAAUGUGUUGCUAAGCAUAUAACUUAAAAAUGACACAUCAAAUUUGCCAAAUUUUUUUUGAAUGUUUUUGUUAAGGCACAAGA